AGUUCAGGAUCCGCACGCAGGUCAUCCUCAGCAGAGGGCUGUACACGUUUAGCAUGCAAGGACAAUACUCUUAAAUGGCGCCUGUCAAAAGGAAACUAUACGACCGCUUGCUCCUUUUCUCGGUUUACCUCCAAAUCUCAGGUGCGCUGAGCUUCAGCGAGCUGUUUUUCGUCGCAGAGCCGCAGGGCGUGACGGUGGUCCGGGGCGACGCGGUGGUUCUGGACUGCCAGGCCCAGGGAGCGGCACCCAUCACGGUCCGCUGGCUCCGGAACGGGCUCCAGCUGUCCGAGAGUGAGCGGAUCCACCGCCUCCCCAACGGAUCGCUCUACCUGGCCGAGGCGGAGAGCAGGAGGGGAGACAAAUCAGACGAGGGCUCCUAUCAGUGCCUGGCUCAGAACAAGCACGGCGCCGUCCUGAGCCAGAAGGCCCGACUGACAAUCGCAAGUAUUUCCUCCUUCACGAGCCAGCCCUCCUCCAUUGUGGUGACCGAGGGCUCCGUGGGACGGCUGGCCUGCAGCAUUAACUCCAACCCCCCCCCCAUCAUCACCUGGGAGUUCAACCGUGUCACCCUGCCCCUGAGCACUGAAAGACUCACCGUGCUUCCCGGCGGCGUUCUCCAGAUCCACGCCGUGCGGGCGGAAGACGCCGGCAACUACCGCUGCAUAGCAACCAACAUCGCCAACCGCCGCCGCAGCGUGGAGGCCACGCUCACCGUCACGCCCGCCCUCCUCCCCCCUCCCCCCCAGAGGCCCCUGAUCGUGGCGGGGCCCCAGAACACCUCGGUGGCCCUGCACCACAGCGCGGUGCUGGAGUGCCUGGCGACGGGCAGCCCGCGGCCCCUGAUCUCCUGGAGCCGCGCCGACGGGCGCUCCAUCGACGUGCAUCACAGCCGGGUGCUCGGCAACGGGAACCUGGUGCUGUCCGCCGCGCGGCCGCAGCACGCCGGGGUGUACGUGUGCCGCGCCUCCACGCCCGGGACCCGCACCCACAGCCUGGCCCACGCCAACGUUACCGUGCUCGCCCCGCCCUCCCUGGUGGAGGCGCCCCAGAGCCUGACCCGCCCCCGCGCCGGGACGGCCCGCUUCGUGUGCGCGGCGGCUGGCGCCCCCGCCCCCCUCGUCACCUGGCUGAAGAACGGCGAGAGGGUUCGCCCCAACGGCCGCGUCAAGAUGUACAACAGCAAACUGGUGAUCAACCAGCUCACGGCGGAGGACGACGGCGUGUACCAGUGCCAGGCGGAGAGCGCGCUGGGCUGCGUCCUGGCCGCGGCGCGGCUGGUGGUGGUGGUGUCGGAGGACCGGCCCAGCGCCCCGCGCGGCCUGCGGGCCGAGGCCGUGUCCAGCACCGCCGUGCUGCUGGCCUGGGACCGCCCCCUCUACAACGCCGCCAAGGUCAUCGCCUACUCCGUCCACUACAUGAAGGCCGAAGGCAUGAACAACGAGGAGUACCAAGUCGUCAUCGGCAACGACACGACGCGCUACAUCAUCGACGACCUGGAGCCCGCGCGGAACUACACCUUCUACAUCGUGGCCUACAUGCCCAUGGGCGCUAGCUGCAUGUCGGACCCCGUGGUGGGCAAGACGCUGGAAGACGUCCCGCUGCGGGCCCCUGAGCUCAGCCUGACCAGCCGCAGCCCGACGGACAUCGCGGUGUCCUGGGCGCCGCUGCCUGCCAAGCUGAGCCGCGGCCGCAUCACGGCGCUCCGGCUGGCGUUCCGCAGCGGCGCCGAGCCGACGCCCACCACGCUGGAGCUCCCCGGGGGGCGGGGCCAGCACCUGCUGACGGACCUCCGCCCCGACACCACCUACCUGCUGCGCAUCACGGCCGCCACCGGGGCCGGCUGGGGCGAGCCCUCCGCCUGGACCUCCCACCGCACCCCCAAGGCUUCCAGCGCCAAAGUGCCCCUGGCCCCCCUGCUGACCGUGGACCCCCUGAACUGCACCACCCUCAGCCUCAGCUGGUCCCUGGCCCCGGGCCACUCCGUCCGGGUCCUGGGCUACCGGGUCUACUACCACGAGGAGAGCCGCCCCGAGGGCCCCGCCCUGCUGCUGAGGCCCUCCGACAGCCGACACACCAUAGGAGGCCUGGACCCCAGGAAGAAGUACCACGUGAAGAUCCUGGCCUUCAACGCCCUUGGAGACGGUUACCACGCCGACCGGACCGUCAGCACUCCCGGAUGUGUCUCGGUGCGGGACCGCCUGGUGCCUCCGCCCCCCCCGCCCCACCACCUCCACGCCCAGACCAACAGCUCCAGCCGCAUGUUCCUGCACUGGGCCCGGCCCGCCUUCACCAGCCGCACCCUCAACUACACCGUCCGCUGCCACGCCCACGGGCUGAAGAACGCCUCGCUGGUGCUCUACCUGCAUACGAGUGAAGAGAAGCUGCUGGUCCAGGACCUGGAGCCCAACACCCGCUAUGAGUUCGCCAUCCGGCUGCACCUGGACCAGCUGUCCAGUCCCUGGAGCCCCGUGGUCUACCAGAGCACCUUCCCCGAGGCCCCGACGCAGCCCCCCUCCCAGGUCAAGGUGUCCCUGGUGCAGGACUCCACGGCGCUGGUGUCCUGGAGGCUCCCGGCCCGGGACCAGCUGGGGGUGACGCACUACACCAUCCUGUACGCCUCCAGGAAGGCCUGGGCCGCCGGCCAGUGGCAGGUGCUGCAGAGAGACGGGGGCAGCAGCAUGGCUCUGCUGGAGAGGCUGCAGCCCGGCCAGGUGUACCUGGUCAAGGUGUCGGCCUCCAACCAGAUGGGUGACGGGCCCUUCUCCCCCCCCGUGGAGCUGGCCCUGGGGCCCGACACUGGCUCCCACCACGCCCACGGUCCCCCGCACAACCCAGUUCCCUCCGAGGGUUUCUUGGCCCUGAACCAGACACCGCUGACGGCCGUGCUGGUGGGCGUGUGCGUGGCUUUGCUCUGCAUCAUGUCUGCCAUCAUCAUCGCCUGCAGAGGCCAGAGCAGGAAACUAUUGGCUGCUGAUAAGUACAGUGAGAGGACAGGUGGAGGUCUGGGUGGAGGUCUGGGUGGAGGUCUGGGUGGAGCAGGCGUUCGGAGGUCUGAAGCCCAGGCGGGAGAGGAAGAGGUUGUGAUGCCCAUGAUGAGUGGAGACCACUUUAUCGAUGCCAAGGGGGGAACGGACCUGAUGAUCAACAGCCUGGGGCCGGUGAAGCCCCUCCCUGAAGAGAAGAGGAAGAAGAAGUGGGCGUUCUUCAGGAGGGACCAGAAGAACGUGGAGGAGAUACAGGUGCCGACCAGCGGAGCCGGGAGGCCGCUGUCCUACCACCAGGGGGCCACAGCCCUGUGCUACGAGGUGGAGCUGUCCCCCCCGCCGGGGCCCGGGCCCCCAGGGGCCCUGCCUGGACACCGAGGGCUCGUCGGGCAGCGAGGGCAGCCAGGACACGGGCGACUCCGGCCGCUACUCCCACGACGGCACCGAGAUGGCCGUCCUCUGCUCUGGCCUCCGCAGCCGGCCCGCCUCGCUCAGCACAGAGGAGAGCGGGGGGUCGGAGGUCAGCCGGGAGGAGCUGGAGGAGCAGGAGCUGGAGGAGCCGGAGCUGGAGGAGCAGGAGGAAGAGAAGCUGUGCCAUUCGGGCCUGAAGAUAAGAGUGACCGCUGAGAUAAGCUGCCAUCAGUACCAACAGACCCAGAACGGCUCCCAGCCGGCACUUUCUCUGUGUGUGUAACUGUCAACGUGUGUGAGCGUGUGACUGUUGAUCACUGUUAGUGUGUGAGCGUGUGCGUGAGAGAGAGAGCGUGACAGAGACCUGGCUGCCCAGUAUUUGCUGUUGUUCUAAGAGACAAUGAACAGAAGCAGACCAAGGUCACCACGGCUGGGAUGUGUUCUUCAACGUCUCCUCUGAGUGAAUGUUUUCUUUCUUUUAUUUCUGUUUGUAUGUUUGCUCGUUUUCCGAAGAGAAAUCUCACCCACCAUGAAUGUUUCAAAAGAUUGUCAAAGAAUGUGAAUGUUGACAUUUCUCGGCAGUACUUAGCAGUUUUUUCACUGGAGCAGCGAUGGACGCCAGAGUCCCUUAGUGUUUGAGGCGUCUCUCAGCCGUUCCCCAACGUAUUUAAUGCCUAGACCCCCUGGUCAGGAACACGGGGGGUGGGGGGGGGGGGGGUUGUCGGUGCUCCACCACGAGCCAGUAUUAUCCAGUUCUACGUUUGAAGAUGUUCUUUCUGCGUCCGCCUGCGGUCGCCCUUGCAGGUCCUGUUUUAUACUACCUAAUUUUAACAAAUUAUUUUAUUGUCUUUUUGCUCAGGGAACAAGGUUUAGCACAUUGAAAAGUCAUGUAGCUCCUACAUGGCUGACAGGGUAUCUUCUCAGUGCUAAACCGUUCUAAUAUGUAAUAACUCAGAUGUUUGCAGUGAAUGUAUUCCCCUGCCGGUUCUCUACAGGCCGGUCCUGCCUCUCAGAUGGAACUCCUCUUUUGAUUUUUAUGUGAGUCGUUUGCAGACUCUUUAGUUUGAGUUUUCUUUUUGAAGUAAAAAGAAUGCGUACCGAAGUGCUUGAAUUGAUGCAGUCCAGCAGCCCUUAAAGCGUCAAACUGGCCUUAGCGUGGGGGUCUCUCUCAGUGGGGGGCCCACACAUGGGGGUCAGGAAGCGUAUGAUUGUAGGGCAGAAAUGUGCGACUUUAAUCAAAGAAGAAAGAUAAAUAUUGAAUGAAACACCAUGAAAACCUUUUCCCUAAAGAGGGAUCUCUGGUGUUUGUGCUUCUGGGUACAUGCAGUAAUACCCUGGUAGUUUUUACUGUAGGGUAGAUGAAGAUUAGCACUUGUCUGUCCAGUAGAGAUUAGUUUGAUCAUCGUCUUCAUCUUCAUCAAGUGAUGUGCUGCGGUGGCAGAUGCCAUGAACCAAAGAAUUGUUUGCUUGCCUCAUUUCCAUUUUAUUUCUUUGAAGUCCCACCGACUGGUCACUGGCUUCAUUUUUGUAUUUGUUGAAUGAAGUUGGAAGCCAGCUUAGCAUAUCAGUUGAGAUGCUGCUUCCCAAUCAAAGCCUUGCACCUCGGUGCCCUUGCCCUGUGAUCAGCUCUGCCGUGGGCUCUCUCUCAAAGGGCAAAAAGAAUCCAAAGGCCCCCCAUGAUGAAAGAAGGGAGCUUUAUUCUAAUCAGCAUCAGCGCACCAAUCAGAAGGUCCCCUCGCAGCCGUCCUUAAAGAAUCUCACUGUUGCGCGUGGAUUUGUGUACAUUGUAGACAGAAUUUAUACGCAGUUAAAGAGUAUUAUAUCGCUUCCAAGCCUACGUCGCAACAGUUUAGUCAUGUAUGGGCAUUCAGUGACUUUCACUCAUUUGUUGAAGAUACGGGUCGAUAUCGGCCAGUACAUAUUGGCCUGUUGAAGGUACUACUACUAUAAACUCUUAACAAGUUUUGAGCCUGGUGAUGUGUUUGAAAGUCUUGGAUGUUCCGAUCUAUGCACAUGAAUGUAUGUCAAUCAGAGGGGCUGCUGGGGAUCCAAUCCGAUAAUUAAUCGCGAUGUGUUUGUACGGAAGGAAAAACAAUCAACACAAGCAACAAUGAAAACCAAAGAUUAUUUUGUCACCGUUGCAUAUCGGCAAAAGAACAAUUAAACAGCACACUGUCUCUUUGUGAUGCUUUUCCUUUUGUAUAGUGAUGUUUUUGUAAACUAAAAGACUACUUAGUGUUCCUACGACAUUGCAAGCCGCCAGGAGAUGUUUGAAAGUGUGGUUGUGAACAAAUCAUUUAUUUCCAACACCUUUCAAGAACAGUCUUUAUUUUGUGGAGCAGCGAUGGAUGUUUCAGUUGCUGUACUAGUGGUUUUAUUGCUACGCAAGUCCCAUUUCUCGUGCAAUGACGUCAGAACUGGGUUCAUGUUUGACUUAAGUGCUCUCACUUUGAUGCAGUUGAAUAAGUAAGAGAAGUAUGAGGCCCAGUCCACAACCUGAAGAUAAGCUCUGUUACUUUGACGCAGUCUACUGGAAACCAAAUCUGUUUACACAACUGAAUCCCCAAACCCAAUCCAAUCUGGAUUGUAGAUUUUGUUUCUACCAUGAUUUCAGAGUCUACAGGUUCUGGAUUGGGUCUCUGAAUGGUAAAGCUAAAUAAAUGCUACCUCAUUACGUUCUGCUUUUUCCUUAUAUUUAUAACGAAUGCCAAAUAGCCUACGACUCAUCGGAUAAGAAUGUCUGACACUUUGUUUUGUUUCCUGGAAGUUCAUUCCUGAAUGUGUGAAUUUAAGGGGCGGAGCCUGGUUUGUGUGGCUCCUCCCCUCUGCAGUAGAACAUGACGAGCUGGUUUCAGCCGGUUUCAGGGGGUCGGCGCGACAGCCAUUUCACAGUUGAACUCAGGGAGCUGCCGCUGCCCCCCCUCCGGACCAGACUCUUGAAUAUUGAAUGUACCUUUUGUAAUAAGAAUGUUUUUUGUUCAGUGUCCAUGUCUUGACAUAUUUGGUCCAUUUUGUUUUUGUCUGAAUUACAAGUUAUAUCGACGCUCCGCCCCAAAUGGUUCAGUGGUUGAAUGUAAGCAGUUUUAUACCGCCUUUAAUUGUGAAAGAGGAAUUCUAGUUUCAAUAAAAUUAUAGAAAUAGAAA
Gadus morhua (Atlantic cod) is the source of this 6539-nucleotide messenger RNA. It is a transcript of the gene prtga, whose product is annotated as protogenin homolog a (Gallus gallus). Gene Ontology annotation, biological process: cell-cell adhesion. The transcript is spliced from 19 exons. NCBI's taxonomy places the organism in Eukaryota, Metazoa, Chordata, Actinopteri, Gadiformes, Gadidae. Bases 75 to 3611 code for a protein of 1178 amino acids. Gene Ontology annotation, molecular function: protein binding. The record is from RefSeq and is a predicted model, not a curated record.